UAACCAAUGACAAAACAGAGUCGCCUCUUCCCCACUUUUAACUGUCUCUGUCCCUCUCUCUCUCUCUCUCUCUCUCUGUCGUAGGAGCUGCCUAAUUGAAUCGGAAAAACAGAAACAAGAAUACAAAGGCUGAGGCCAAUUCAUCUUCCAUCAAAACAAGAAUGUGAAUGUGGGAAUGUGCAAGUAUAAGGAACCGAGAAGUUGAAUGAAGACACUCGUACUUGUUUUGUAAUGUGUUCCUUUGAUUUUUAUUUGGGUUUUGUAGCUGGUUGGAUAGUGAAAAAUCACUAGACAAGGUAAAAUGGGAGAUUCCGGGGAUAGUGUGAAGCAAGAGAAGAAAGUGGUAUUUGUAACUGUAGGAACUACAUUGUUUGAUGCUCUAGUGAGAACAGUGGAUACUAAGGAAGUCAAACAAGAGUUAUUAAGAAAAGGGUAUACCGACCUUGUUAUUCAAAUGGGUCGAGGAUCCUACACUCCUACUAAGUGUGAUGGAGAACAUGGAUCUCUGGCUGUUGAUUACUUCACUUUUUCUCCAAGCAUUGCAGACCAUCUGAGAUCAGCAUCUCUUGUCAUCAGCCAUGCAGGGUCUGGGAGCAUAUUUGAAACUCUGCAGCUUGGUAAACCUCUAAUUGUAGUGGUAAAUGAAGAUUUGAUGGACAAUCAUCAAAGUGAACUUGCAGAAGAACUAGCAGAGAGGAAGCAUUUAUAUUGUGCUCAUCCUCAAACGCUUCAUCAGACAAUUUCUGAUAUGAAUGUGGAGUCCCUCCUUCCGUACUCAUCAGGUGAUGCCACACCGGUUGCCAAGCUUAUGAACACGUUUCUUGGUUUCCCAGAUGAUUGAUGAAACUGGAAAAUCUUGUAACUGAAGUGGAUAACUGUAACCAUGCACCCGCCAAUAGAAGCAUUGCCAGGCUAUUGAGUUGCCUGUUUUGGCUAGGCAUAAAGCAUUGUCGUAGGACAUGUCUAGCUUUCCUACAAAAAUGGGGAUCCGGUUGGUUUUGCUUACAAGUUAAUGUACUGAUAUUUACUUUCAUGUCACAUUGUAUAACAGUUUUGUUUAAUGGAAUGGCAAACAUGUGGAAAUUUAUACGGCUA
Molecule: messenger RNA, 1095 nt
Organism: Populus nigra (black poplar)
Lineage: Eukaryota; Viridiplantae; Streptophyta; Magnoliopsida; Malpighiales; Salicaceae
Exons: 4
Coding region: 302-841 (179 amino acids)
Biological process (GO): dolichol-linked oligosaccharide biosynthetic process
Cellular component (GO): UDP-N-acetylglucosamine transferase complex; extrinsic component of endoplasmic reticulum membrane
Molecular function (GO): hexosyltransferase activity
Source: RefSeq, a predicted model, not a curated record